AUGGGUCAAAUGGCAACUGCUAUAAGUCAUUUAGAGGCUCAAGUUGGAGGGAAGUUGCCUUCUCAAACAGUGGUGAACCCAAAGGAAAAUGUGAAUGUAGUAACACUAAGAAGUGGCAAGAAAAUGGAAGAACCGAAGCUGAACAUUCCAAGUGUAGCAAAGGAAGCAGAAAUUGAAGAUGAAAUUGAGAAAGAAGAGGCUACAACUGAAUCAAAAGUAAUUCAAUUCAACUUCCGUCCUGUGAAAGAUACUGGUGUUAUUAUCCAAUUGGCUGAUUGCACUAAUGCAUACCCUGAAGGGGUAGUUGAAGAUGUUCUUGUGCAGGUCAAUGAGUUGGUGUUUCUGGCUGAUUUUUACAUUCUGAAUAUGGAUGAUUCUUCGUUUCCUGACCCUACACCUAUCUUAGUGGGAAGACCAUUCCUAAAUACAGCUCGAACAAAAAUAGAUGUUCAUGAUGGUACCCUCACGAUGGAAUUUGAUGGUGAAGCAAUUCGUUUUAAUAUUUUUGAUGCCAUGAAAGAUCCAACUGAUGUUCAAUCUAUUUUUGCUAUUGAUGUUGUUGAUCCUGUUGAUUGCAUAGUACAAGAGAUUUUUGAGUUAAAUAAUGCAGAUGAGUUAGAGAAAUUAUCGCCUUCUGUUUUGCAAGCCCCUACACUGGAGUUGAAGCCAUUACCGGGCCAUUUGAAGUAUGUGUACUUGGGAGAGAAUGAGAAACUACCGGUAAUUGUGUCGAACAAGUUAACACCCAAUCAAGAAGAGAAACUGGUUCAAAUGUUGCGAAAGCAUAAGGAAGCGAUUGGCUGGACCAUAGCUGACAUUAAGGGGAUUAGUCCUUCCAUAUGCAUGCAUCGGAUUUUGCUUGAAGAAGGUACCAAGCCGACACGGGAAGCACAAUGCAGAUUAAAUACCUCAAUGAUGGAUGUGAAAUCUGGUGUUACAGUGGUGAAAAACCAAGACAAUGAGUUGGUCCCUACACGUAUUCAGACAGGCUGGCGCGUGUGCAUUGAUUACAGGAAGUUGAACUCAACAACUCGAAAAGAUCAUUUUCCACUUCCCUUUAUUGAUCAAAUGCUUGAAAGGUUAGCUGGUCAUGUUUAUUAUUGUUUUCUUGAUGGAUUUUCAGGGUAUAACCAGAUUGUCAUAGCACCGGAGGAUCAAGAGAAGAUGACAUUCACCUGUCUAUUUGGUACCUUCGCCUAUCGCUGAAUGCCAUUUGGUCUCUGCAAUGCUCUAGCCACAUUCCAGCGAUGUAUGGUAAGCAUUUUUUCAGAAUAUGUUGAAUCAAUUAUAGAGGUGUUUAUGGAUGAUUUUAGUGUUUUUGGUGAUUCAUUUGAUCAAUGCUUGCAUAACCUUACACUAAUUCUAGACAGAUGCAUGGAAACUAACCUUGUACUUAACUAGGAAAAAUGUCAUUUUAUGGUAGAGCAAGGUAUAGUUUUAGGGCAUAUUGUUUCAUCCAAGGGAAUAGAGGUUGAUAAGUCUAAGAUAGAUUUGGUUACAGCUUUACCUUACCCCACCAGUGUGCGGGAAGUUCGAUCUUUUCUUGGCCAUGCAGGUUUCUAUCGGAGAUUUAUCAAGGACUUUUCAAAAAUCGCAUUGCCCCUAUGCAGAUUGUCAAAAGAUGUGGAUUUUCAGUUUGAUGAGAAGUGCAAGGAGGCAUUUGACAAGUUGAAGACAUUGUUGACGACAGCACCAGUGAUACAACCACCUAAUUGGGAUCUACCUUUCGAAAUUAUGUGUGAUGCGAGCAACUACGCAUUAGGUGUUGUCUUGGGUCAAAGAAUUGGCAGAGCAUGUCACGCCAUUUAUUAUGCAUCUAGGACCUUGAAUGGCACCCAGCUCAAUUAUUCUACGACUGAAAAAGAACUUUUAUCUAUUGUUUUUGCUUUAGAAAAAUUUCGGUCAUAUUUGUUGGGUGCAAAAUCAGUCUUUUCUGAUCACGCAGCUCUUAGGUACUUGCUCACAAAGAAGGAGGCAAAACCAAGGCUAAUUAGAUGGAUUCUUCUACUCCAGGAAUUUGAUUUGCAGAUUAAAGAUAAAAAGGGAACAGAGAAUGUUGUAGCAGAUUACCUUAGCCGUUUGGUUCGUGACAGCGAUGAGCUUCCUUUGCGAGAAACAUUUCUGGAUGAGCAAUUGUUUUCCAUUGAAAUGGCGUCACCAUGGUAUGCGGAUAUUGUCAAUUUUUUAGUUACUAACGUGUUGCCAAAUGAUUUGACUAGAGCUCAAAAGGACAAGAUCAAGAGUGAUGCUAAGUAUUAUGCUUGGGACGAUCCAUAUCUGUGGAAGCAUUGUGUUGACCAAGUGAUACGAAGGUGCGUAUCUGAACAUGAAUUUAUUCCUAUUUUAACCUUUUGUCAUACCUAUGCAUGUGGAGGACAUUUUGGACCACAGAAGACAGCUCGUAAGUUCUUGAUGGGGCUCAAUGACACUUACUCUAUGGUAAGAAGCCAAAUAUUAUUGAUGUCACCAUUGCCUUCAGUGAAGCAAACUUACUCGGUUGUUAACCAAGAUGAAAGCCAAAGGAUUUUAACAGGGGCCAACAAUGUUGGUCCAGAUGUGACUACUGCCUUAUAUGCUCAGAACACGCAGAAGGCGCAAAAUCAUAAUCCAAAAUAUAAAGGCAAGAAGCCUUACAUAGAAUGUGACUUUUGUCAUUUGCCAGGGCAUAAACAUGAUACUUGUUACAAAGUCCAUGGGUAUCCAACAUUUAACGAAGGGAAAAUGAAUGAAUCCAAGAACAAAUCAUUAGCAAAUCAGGUGCAAUCUGCUGUUCAAGGAACUCUUGUUUCGAAUACUCCUACAGAUUCAUCAAAAGGAUCUUUUGGAACCAUUCUCUCAGCUAAAAAAUACUCUCAACUUCUCCAGUUACUUGGCAAAGAAAAUAUGCCAGCCUUAGCAAACAUAGCAGGUAAUACAACUUCACUUUUGUCCUGCUUAAAUGAAACUGAUAGUUAG
Pistacia vera is the source of this 2955-nucleotide messenger RNA. RefSeq lists its product as uncharacterized. Lineage: Eukaryota; Viridiplantae; Streptophyta; Magnoliopsida; Sapindales; Anacardiaceae. The record is from RefSeq and is a predicted model, not a curated record.